AUGGAGACUGCUCAACAGAAAAAGAAUGGUACUCGUGCAAGAAGAAAUGGGAGGCAGAAUAAAAGUAAACGGAAGUUGAAGAUAUUUCUUCAGGGCACAGGAAGUGUCUUAAUCCUUCCUGGCUGUCAUGUUUGUUCCUGCAAGACAUUUUUCUUCGCAAAGAAGAAUCAAAAAACAACUAUUACCACAUCAAAAAAUUUGCUCUUUUCAGAAGUGCGAGGAAGGAAAUGGAAAGGUGAAGGUACGACACAGAACUUGGAAAGCAUUUUCAUUGGAAGGUGUUAUGACUAUAUCAGAAUUGUGAAUCCUGCUGUUGGUGAGAAGAAUUGCUUGGAGUUAUGGGAAGCUUUCAGAAAUGCUUUCAUUAACAAGCAUCCUUGCAACAUUCUACCUAAGGACUAUGAAUUAUUUAUCAAACUGGCAUUUCACACAAUUCCAGCUAACAAGUCUCUCUUCUGGGAAAAUAAUCAGCUGCUAGUCAAGAGCUUUACCAGCGGAGCUCGUCGCUACAUGUCUCUGAGUGAUGCUCUCUUUGGCUUCGUUGCAGAUUUUCUAGUCUGGUGUGGGCAGGCCAACAGCACUGGACUGGACUAUGAAUCUUGCCCUACCAUGGAAGAAUGUGAAAACAAUGCAGUGGAUUCUUUCUGGAGGAUGGCUUCAAUCACUUAUGCACAGCACAGCUCUGGGGUGAUACAUGUCUUGUUGAAUGGUUCUGCAGAAGGAGGAGCUUAUCCAGUCAAAGGAUUUUUUGCAGAUUAUGAAAUACCUAAUCUCCAGAAAGACAAGAUCUCAAAAAUUGUGAUCUGGGUUGUGGAUGAUAUUCAAGGACCAGAUAGAGAUUCCUGUGGAAAAAAUACUGUAAAGAUAUUAGAAGACCGACUGAAAGCCCUUGGCUAUGAUGUCACCUGCACUGACAAUUACAAGCCUGUACUGUUCUUACUCUGUGUGGAUUAUCCUGAUGACUCUAACUGUAUUCUGUCAUCCAGAGAUACGGAUUGCCUAAAAAUAUGGGAAUCGUUAAAAUAUGCGUUCAUUUACAAGAAUCCCUGUAACACUACCGCAGAAGAUUAUCAGCCUUUAAUGGAGUUGGCAAGUCAUCCCAUACCCUGCAACAAGUCACUGUUUUGGAGCAAGACAAACGACCUCGCUCAUCGUUACACAAAAUCCAGCCACGGUUUCCUAACCUUGGAGGACACCUUGCUGGGUUAUAUGUUUGAUGGUGUUUCGUGGUGUGGAGACCCUUCGGUCCCAGGAAUCAACUACGAAUCUUGUCCAAAACGGAGUGAAUGUGAGAGCAACCCUGGCUCUGUAUUCUGGAAAACAGCUUCCAAGAGGUUUGCAGAAGCAGCAUGUGGUGUGGUUCAGGUGAUGCUUAAUGGAUCGAUAGAAGCCGGAGCUUUCAGAAGCAGCAGCAUUUUUGGAAGUAUUGAGGUCUUUAACUUAAAUCCAGAUAAAGUCUCUGAAAUACAGAUUUGGCUUAUGCAUGACAUCGGUGGACCCCAAAGUGAGUCAUGCUCAGGUCAUUCCAUACAGAGGUUAAAACGCAUCUUAGAAGAGAGAAACUUCACAAUCACCUGUGAAGACAAUUACAGGCCAGUCCAGCUCCUUCAGUGUGUACGUAAUCCUGACCACGAGGACUGCAGGCUUUGCCCCAGCAGCAUGGAAACUUCGUGAAACAGGGUGCUCCACACUUUUUGAUUUUUUUAUUAUUAUCAUCUGUGUGUAAAACUGGAAAAGACGUGGCUACAUAGCUUAGAGGGACAAAUAGUGCUAUGGUGUACAGAGCCAAUAACCAGCAGUCCUUGCUGUGAUACUAACAGCCAAGUAGCAGGAGGUGGUACCUUACGUGUGAUUCCUGUACACACAUGAGCAAACAAAUGUACUGUUUCAGGAGGGCCAGGGACUUGUUCGAUGGUUGAGGGCUGAAGCUUCGUUUUGUUUUCUUCCCUCUUGUGCAGCUCCCAUUGUGCACAGAGCACCAGGGCAGGGCUCCCUGGGGCGUUUCCAGUGGAGACACAACUUGCUGUGAUCAGUGUGCUGCCUCAGAAAGGCUGGAAGGGAAAUGGCAGGAGCACAUGGAAUAUCCCCCAGCAGGGAAUAUUGCCCAGUGGCACACGUUAUAGACACCAAUGAUUUGUACAGGUCAGGGGAAUCAAUAAGGGAGGCCUGGGAUUUCUCCUGUAGCUGCAUCUGGAGGUUGGAGGUUUCAUUUAUUGGGCAAUGCCCUGGAGCCAGGCAGAGCCAGGCAGGGCUCUGAUCCUUCCUCCCAGGGACUGUGGCACCUCUGAUCAUGCAAAGCAGAUGACGGAAGAGAUAAAGCAAUUCUUACCUUCUAAUGGGCACCACACUAAGUGGCUGGUGGGGAAACAGCAGAGCUGAGCCAAGAAGAGACCAGAAGCUGCUCAGAGCAUUGCCAGCAUCUGUAAGAACACAUCUGGUGGGUAGCUGGGUAGAGAAAGUAGCAAGACUGACUCAGGCAUUCCCAUUGAAACCCUACUGGAAGCAUAGUUGUGGUUCAGGUUGCAUUCUUUUCUUAAUAUAGCAGUAAGUGUGAGCCUCCCAGCUUUCAUAAAGGGCCCCUCAGGCCAGAGCUUGGCCAUCCACUGGGAUAGACACAAACAUCCAGAGGCUGCCGCAGUAAGGAGUCUCUCCUGACCUCAGGUGCUGAGGUGAAAGGUGAGGCCUUGCAGUGUGUGACUCACAAGCAGAAGGUUGUGAUGCCGUGUAUUUUAGUGACCACACAAGCUAGUAUAACUUGGAGCACCUCUAGGUAAACCUUUGCUCUAUAAUACAGGAGCCCGCACUGGGCAUAGCUUGACCAUACCCAAGCCCUUGCCCAUAAUGUUUACAUGAAUUGAAAUGAUUUUUAUUUGCACUCUGCAAUGUAACUGCUUAGAUGCAUUGACUCAGACAUACAUUAAUACUUGUAAAUAGGCUAUUAUUGACUAUAAGUCAAGAGUCUGUCUUCAAGCUCACUUUUGUACUUUUUCUGAUGUACUAUAAAACAUUGACUGUCAAAUCAAGAUCUCUAAUAAAAUCGCUAAUGGCAAAUGCUGUUAA
This is a messenger RNA of Anas platyrhynchos (mallard), 3060 nucleotides long. RefSeq names its product bone marrow stromal cell antigen 1 (gene BST1). The record is from RefSeq and is a predicted model, not a curated record. Gene Ontology annotation, biological process: positive regulation of B cell proliferation. Gene Ontology annotation, cellular component: plasma membrane. Gene Ontology annotation, molecular function: NAD+ nucleosidase activity, cyclic ADP-ribose generating; phosphorus-oxygen lyase activity. Lineage: Eukaryota; Metazoa; Chordata; Aves; Anseriformes; Anatidae.